Molecule: messenger RNA, 1030 nt
Organism: Nelumbo nucifera (sacred lotus)
Lineage: Eukaryota; Viridiplantae; Streptophyta; Magnoliopsida; Proteales; Nelumbonaceae
Product: UMP-CMP kinase 3-like
Biological process (GO): pyrimidine nucleotide biosynthetic process; 'de novo' pyrimidine nucleobase biosynthetic process
Molecular function (GO): ATP binding
Source: RefSeq, a predicted model, not a curated record
CUCGUUUCCCUCCUUUUUCUUCUCUUCUCCCCCGUUUCCUCUGCAACUGCCAAAACCGACACUUUCACGCGUAUCUCUGCUCGAUUUUCUGUUAGAAGCUUAGAGCGUCGUCACUUAAAGAUUUUUUCAUCAGGUUGUGCAUUCAUAUUAUAUUUGCACUCAUGGGAACUGCGGUAGAUUCUGUCAACAAGGAAGCUAAUGGAAGCUUGUCAGAUGAGAAGAAGGUCAAAGUUGUUUUUGUUUUAGGUGGCCCAGGCAGUGGAAAGGGCACCCAGUGUGCAAAUAUAGUUGAACAUUUUGGGUUUACCCAUCUCAGUGCUGGUGAUCUUCUUCGAGCUGAAAUUAAAUCUGGUUCUGAAAAUGGUACAAUGAUACAGAACAUGAUAAAGGAGGGAAAGAUUGUUCCAUCAGAGGUUACUAUUAAACUUCUCCAGCGGGCAAUGCAAGACAGUGGUAACAACAAAUUCCUUAUUGAUGGGUUCCCUCGUAACGAAGAGAACCGUGCUGCAUUUGAGAAUGUUACAAAAAUUAGUCCAGAAUUUGUACUAUUUUUUGAUUGUCCAGAAGAGGAGAUGGAGAGGCGUCUUUUAAAUAGGAACCAGGGAAGGGAAGAUGACAACAUUGACACAAUUCGGAAGCGGUUUAAGGUUUUUGUAGAAUCCAGUAUUCCCGUUGUUGAGUAUUAUGAAUCAAAGGGGAAGGUCAAGAAGAUUGAUGCUGGAAAACCUAGAGAAGAAGUUUUUGAAGUGGUCAAAUCCAUUUUCUCCGCAAUUGAUAAGGCUGAUUAAAUAUUUCAACUGCACUUGCAAUGUCAAACAUGGUGUGAACGCAGGUGUUCUUAUCUUACACCAUCAUUCAUAUUUUUCUCAUUUUCAUCGUUCAAAUCUAGUUUGGGAAUUCUGUGAGAAUGCCGGAAAUUUAUAAUGAAAUAGAUUUUUGUGGGUGAAUAAUGUGAUACUUCGGGUUAUAUGGAUCUGGUUGGCCCAGGGUUUCAGUUGGAUUUUGUAAUUAUAUUUUACCUUUUGAAAAA